This is a messenger RNA of Humulus lupulus (European hop), 1001 nucleotides long. Its product is annotated as ras-related protein Rab7. Gene Ontology annotation, molecular function: GTPase activity; GTP binding. The transcript has 7 exons. The record is from RefSeq and is a predicted model, not a curated record. Gene Ontology annotation, cellular component: vacuolar membrane. Bases 153 to 773 code for a protein of 206 amino acids. Lineage: Eukaryota; Viridiplantae; Streptophyta; Magnoliopsida; Rosales; Cannabaceae.
AAUUUUAGUAAAGUUGUCAUAGAAACAAACAAACGCACAGGUCAGUUCAGCUCUGGAAAGACCAAGACACUGGAAGCUCCGACCAGCUUAGACGAAUCGUCGUUUACAGAUCUCACUCACUCAGAUCCAUUCGAAUUACAUAUCAGUACACCAUGCCUUCCCGAAGAAGAACUCUCUUGAAGGUCAUCAUCCUCGGUGACAGUGGGGUAGGCAAGACCUCUUUGAUGAACCAAUAUGUAAAUAAGAAGUUUAGCAAUCAGUACAAGGCAACAAUUGGAGCUGAUUUUUUGACUAAAGAAGUGCAAUUUGAAGAUAGGCUCUUCACCUUGCAGAUUUGGGACACUGCUGGUCAGGAAAGAUUCCAAAGUCUUGGAGUUGCUUUCUAUCGUGGUGCUGAUUGCUGUGUUCUUGUUUAUGAUGUUAAUUCUAUGAAAUCCUUUGACAACCUUAACAAUUGGAGGGAAGAAUUUCUCAUUCAGGCAAGCCCUUCAGAUCCUGAAAAUUUUCCAUUUGUUGUUAUAGGAAACAAGAUUGAUGUAGAUGGUGGAAAUAGUAGAGUGGUUUCUGAGAAAAAAGCUCGAGCUUGGUGUGCAUCUAAAGGGAAUAUCCCAUACUUUGAGACCUCUGCCAAGGAGGGCAUUAAUGUAGAAGAAGCUUUCCAAUGCAUAGCAAAAAAUGCUUUGAAGAGUGGGGAAGAGGAAGAGAUAUACUUGCCGGAUACCAUUGAUGUUGCGAACAACAGUCAGUCAAGGUCAACUGGAUGCGAGUGCUAAGGAUAAUACAGGAGGAUUCUUUUCCCAGUAAAAGUGAAUAAAUAUGUUAAGACUGCAAAACUGUGGCCGUCUAUAUUGUUUUUUGUAUGCCGACUAUCCUGUCCUGUACAUUAGAAACAAAUUAGUCCCACAAGUGCUUGUCUGGUUUGGUUAAAGGUUGGAUUCUGCUUUCUGUUCUUCGUAAUUAAUUUCAUUCAGUAAUUGGAAAGAUAAAUUAUAGUGGCGUAA